CACAACGGCAGCCACAGCUUGGUCGUGAUGGAUAACCCAUCGCCGGAGGCGGCGGCGCCCGACUGGUCGGGCAUGCAGGCUGACGUUCUUGCCACCUUCUUCGAGACCUUCAAAAACCCCGGCGACCUUGUCCGGUGUGGCGCCGUCUGCCGUGACUGGCAUGCUGUGUAUGCGUCGGUCCGUGCGCGUCACGACCUCUUGUCCGGCCGCGCAGUCACACCAUGCCUCGUUUAUGCUUCUGCUGAGUCCUCCGACGCCCGCGCCGCCACCAUCUUCACGCUCACCGGCGGCAGCACAUACGAGGUCACCCUGCCCGAUCCCCCCAUCAGUAGCAGGUACUGGCUGGGGUGCUCUCACGGCUGGCUCAUCACAGCCGACGCCGACUCCGCCGAGGUGCGUCUCGUCAACCCCGUCACCGGCCAGCAGAUCGACACGCUUCCGCCGGUGGCCACCAUCGAGCACGUCAGGGGCCCCAUCCAGAGAAAUGCCUCGGCAGCGCAGGACUACGACUACGAGAUCUACCACUACAACUGGAGAUUGGAGCAGCGACCCGACAGCCGGCCUAUCCAGGUGAUCACGGGGGAGCUCGCAUAUUUCCUCCACAUGCGUGCCUUCCUGUCGGACGUCAGGGUUGGCAGCUGCAUCGUGGUUCUUCUCCACAGCCCCAGGAGCAGUCUCUCUUUUGCGCGAGUGGGCGUGGACGAGCACUGGACCUGGAUCGGGAAGCAGCACUCCUAUGCCGACGUAGUCUACAAUGACGGUGACGGCAUGUUCUACGCCCUCACACUGGCUGGGGGCAUCCACGCGUUCGACAUUUCCGGCGGGGCCUCCACAGUACGCUGCACCAUUGUUCUGCAGAACCAGGUUCAUGGAAUCAUCGGCACCGACACCAAGUACCUCGUCCAGGACCUCGGCGCCAGGGGAUGGCUGCAGGUGUGGAGGAUGCAGGAGCCCGUGCCCUCGCCAGAAGAAUCCCACCCCCACUUGUCCACGACGGUGUGGAUCAAUGUGUAUCGCGUGGACGUCGACGCACAGACGCUGGUGGAGACGGAGACCCUUGGAGACGACACCAACCACGCACUGUUCAUCGGGUGCAACCAGCCGUUCUGGGUGCGCGCCGGCAAGUACCCAGGUGUGGAGCCCAACCACAUCUACUACACGGACAACGAGGAGACUUACGCGCUCUACUACCCGCAGAGUCCGAGGGAUAUCGGCGUCUACAACGUCGACGACGGCAGCUUCAAGCAGUUCCCACCUAUCAGCCAUGGUUGAAUUGGCCACUUCCUUGUUGGGUACUACCUAGCCUUGGUUAUAUACCCUCAUGUUACAAACGAAG
Phragmites australis (common reed) is the source of this 1336-nucleotide messenger RNA. RefSeq names its product F-box protein At2g26160-like. The record is from RefSeq and is a predicted model, not a curated record. The coding region runs from base 28 to 1272 and encodes 414 amino acids. The transcript has a single exon. Lineage: Eukaryota; Viridiplantae; Streptophyta; Magnoliopsida; Poales; Poaceae.